AUGCCCCCGCCGGCCGCGCAGCGGUCCCCGCCGGGUCUCGGGUCCCAGCGCCGCGCGGGGCCGCAAUGCGGGGGCGCCGUCCGCCCGCUGCCGCCAUCUUUCCUGGCGCCCGCCGGCCCCGCCCGGAGGAUCUGCGCCAGACCCGAUGCCCCAGCUCACCUUGGCGCCGAUCUGGUUGCCGCACUGGCCGGCCUGCAGGUGCACGAUCUCCCUCAUGGCUGCUGCGGCGACGGCAGGGGCGGAGGCGACGGCGGCGGCAGCAGAAGGCCUGUAAGAAAAGCCGAAGAGCGGGCGCGCAGAAUGCUACAACCGACGCACCGCCGGCACUUAUAUACUCACCGCACCCGCCCCCGUCAGCCCGGUAUUGGGCUACUGGAACGAGGCUGGCGAGCGAACUCGUUUGAUUGGCUGAGGCCCGAUCAAUCGAGGGUCCUAAAGCCCACCCUACCAACGCCUUGCACUCUUUAUUGGUCAGCCGCGGCCUCAGCUCUCCCUAUCAAAAUGCCCCCCCUCGCUCUGCGGUGCUCUGUCCAUUGGAUGUUUCAAAUGAUUGAUUUGUCCUUUCAUUGGCUGGUCCCGGAGAGCACGCCGACAGGCUGGUGCUAUUGGCUGCGCAGGGCGAGCGUCCUGGUAACCGCCGCAGUGCCGCGGAGACUGCGAGGGCGGGGACGAGCCCUUCCGCCCGGCCGCGGAGGAGGGACGGCAGAGGGCUGGAGAAGGGCGGGCGGGCCGCGCCCCGUGGGCGAGCGCGCAGGCCCGGGCCCCGCCGUGCGCCUUCGGGUGGGCUUCCGGGCGCACCUUGGCGGGCCUCCGAGCCGCGGGGCGGUUCACGGCAGAGACACGCGGGGCUCAGGGGCCAAGGGACGGCGGCGCCGGGGCGGGCGUUUCGGUGGAGUCGGACCCUCCACGCAGAGCAGCGGAGGCCCUAGGGCUCCCUGCUCCCUUCCUUGGUCCGCAGGCUCGCACCCGUCGCGGGCAAGGGGCCGAGAGGAGAUAAGCUACAGCCCUGGCCAUCUGGAGUCAGCUGCGUGGGCGCCCCUCGAGGGCGGCCAGCUCCCUCGCGGUCUCAACGCAGGCCCCCAAGUAUCCGCUGGGGGGCAGCAUCGGCGCUGCUACACCCCCAGAUCCCUCCGGAGGCCGGCGGAACCCACUUCCACCCCCUGGCAGCCCUGGUUGGAGAGAGAAGACCACCCAUGCCUGGGCAGAGUCUGGUUUAUUUGCUAAGAAAGCCACCCGAGUGAGUCAGAAGUCCACAGCUUCUAGGAUCCCCCAGGGCACCCAGAGGUCAACCCCCU
Messenger RNA from Sus scrofa (pig), 1295 nucleotides. The record is from RefSeq and is a predicted model, not a curated record. Lineage: Eukaryota; Metazoa; Chordata; Mammalia; Artiodactyla; Suidae.